Maniola jurtina (meadow brown) is the source of this 1309-nucleotide messenger RNA. RefSeq names its product prenylated Rab acceptor protein 1. NCBI's taxonomy places the organism in Eukaryota, Metazoa, Arthropoda, Insecta, Lepidoptera, Nymphalidae. Gene Ontology annotation, cellular component: Golgi apparatus. The record is from RefSeq and is a predicted model, not a curated record. Bases 102 to 698 code for a protein of 198 amino acids. The transcript has 7 exons.
GGUACUUUAAGUUAUCUGUGUUUGCUUGCGUUACGGAAAGAAAAGUGAAAUCCACAACAAAAUUGAAAAUACAAAUUCCAUUUUCUAAACAAGAGUUUAAUAUGGCUGAUAAUGUGAACAUUGAAAUUUCCGGUGAAAUUAAUGCAACUACAGAAAAGAAAGGAUUUCUAAAGUAUGUCAAUGAAAUGGAAUUGUUGCUUCAACAUGUCCGCAGUGGAGCAGCACCUGCUCUGGUGAUGGGCGUGUUGAAUACACGCCGGCCAUGGACACAAUUUGUAGCCACUGAGAAUUUUAAGGUUCCAGCUUCCAUACCAAGAUUAUCACGAAGAUUUUAUCGAAAUGUGGAACAUUUUCAAGCCAAUUACCUUAUGAUAUUUUUGGGACUGUUUGCUUACUGUUUAAUCACAUCGCCUUUGCUACUAAUAGCAAUGGUAGCAAGUUUUUUUGGCUACAGGAAGUUAACAUCAGGACCUAAUACUUGGAAGAUCGGCAGUUGGGAGCUGACGAAAACCCAGCAGUACGCAGUGGCAGCGGCAGGAUCUAUGGCUCUGUGCUGGCUCGCCGGAGCCGGAGCUGUGCUGUUUUGGGUGCUAGGAGCAACGGUAACUGUGGUAGCCCUCCACGCGAGCUUCUUCGACGCAGAAGCGUUGCCGCCGACGGACGACCCCGAGCAGUUCCCGAUGAUCGAGCAAGUGUGACACCACCUGCCGCUCUACCUCCCCUCCACCACCCACCCCUUGACUCACACACACAUACCUAAGCUUAGUACCUAAUCAAAAACUUGUUCAUCUCAAUUUGAACUUAGUUAGUACUGAUUACGCGUUACGAAUGUUGAAAAAGUGGGCUGGUUACGCAGGAACGACUUCACCGAGACUCAGCCAAAGCCGCGGUUGACAUAAAAAUAGCGAUCACAAAGACAUAUCUUUUCCAUAAUACAAAUUGGCGUUAAUGGCGAUUCCAAUCCCUAUUUUGUAACCAGAAGACCAUAAUCUUAUUACUACUGCUACUAGAUGGCGCUAGUAGUAACCUAAAUCGCGCUAGUUGACUUUUAUACCUUCUGAGAGUAUAUUAUAGUCUUCAUAGGUAAUUUGAUCAUGUUAUGUGAGAAUUUACGUUUUUAUUAUUGGUUUAGAUAAAAUUAAUGUUUCUGCGUUCGUCUUAUAUGCGUUACCGCAUCGUACAUCAGAUUCAAUUUAAACUUUGUGACCAAUUAAAAAUAAUUUAAUGUUUUGUAUUAUUUUUACGCUUCUUUUUGUGAGUUGCUGUUCUGUAGAGGUCAAUAAUCCUGUUGCGAAAGUGAAUAAAACCG